UAAUGAGGAAUGUCAGUACUUGGGUUAUGCAGGAAUAAUUGCUUCAAACUGUGUAAUUGUCGUUGAAAAUAUUAUGACCAUCUGUGUCGUUAUACAGUCACGUCGCAUAGCUGUUUAACUUCCAUAGUAGUGUGGUCAUAUCACGGGCUAAAAUGUCGGCAUCGGAAGGAACCAAAAACACGAAUACGGAACCAUGGGGAGGUUUUGAUGACAACCUUAUGAUUCAGGGCAGUGGCUCAGCAGUUAUAGACAUGGAGAACAUGGAUGACACCUCUGGCUCCAGCUUUGAGGACAUGGGGGAGAUGCACCAACGUAUGAAAGAAGAAGAGGAGGUGACAGAGGAGGCCGCAGCUACUGAGGAUGAAACUGGGGAAGAUGGAGAGUUUCUUGGCAUGAAGGGCCUCAAAGGACAGUUGGGAAGACAGGUUGCUGAUGAGGUUUGGAAAGCAGGCAAGCGACAGGCCUCAAAGGCGUUUAAUCUCUAUGCUAAUAUUGAUAUCCUCCGACCAUACUUUGACGUUGAGCCUAUUCAAGUAAGAAACAGAUUAAUUGAAUCCAUGAUUCCACUUCGAAUUAUCAAUUUUCCACAGAAAAUCGCUGGGGAGCUGUAUGGACCAAUGAUGUUGGUGUUCACCAUGGUUGCCAUCCUGCUGCAUGGCAUGAAGACUUCUGGAACUGUUAUUAGAGAGGGCACACUGAUGGGCACUGCCAUUGGAACAUGCUUCGGCUACUGGCUGGGAUCGUCCUCCUUUAUCUACUUCUUGGCUUACCUUUGCAAUUCUCAAAUCACCAUGCUCCAGAUGCUCUCUUUAUUAGGCUAUGGUCUCUUUGGCCACUGUGUGGUCCUUUUGAUUACCUACAAUGUCCACUUCCACUCCCUAUUCUACAUUUUGUGGCUGGUGAUUGGAGGACUUUCUACACUUCGAAUGGUGGCUGUGUUACUUUCGCGUACAGUGGGUAAAACUCCCCGUCUCAUUUUGUGUGGUACACUGGUUGCACUUCACAUGCUUUUCCUGCUCUACCUUCACUUUGCCUAUCACAAGAUUGUAGAAGGUAUCCUGGAUACCCUGGAAGGACCCAACAUUCCUCCAAUGCAGAGAGUGGCAAGAGAUGUUCCUAAUGUGGCUGCUGCUGUUGUAAAUGCCACUGUAAAAUCUGUGGCUGCACUUGUAUACUCACAGUGAUCACAUGUCUAGUACUGAUACGCUACUUUGGUUUGGGGGGCUUUUUUGGGGGUGCACUGAGGAAAAGAGGAUUAACAAAUGAGGUUAACAUUUGGCACCCCAGCCACUCAUUAGUCCAAUGCUGUAUGUCUCCUAUGGUAAGGGAAAGAAAUUCUGUCGUAGUGGCAUAAUUGUGAUUUCACCUUGUUUGUUUGGGACAUAAAGCAGUUUCACCAAACCACUCUCAUCACUACACGUGUCUUAACCUAACUUUUUUUCUUAAGCUUAUCUGUUUUUGCAAAUCCAGCCAGCAGCAGGCAGAUUUCUCCAAGUUACCGUCACUGACAUUGGCCAUUAGUUAUUAAUACGGUAUGCCUCCACUAAACACAUAACCCGAUAAAGUGCUCCAAGGUUUUCAUCUGCUGUUCUAAUAAUGUAGCACCACACAUGCAGAGCUCGUGAAGGGCUUUAUUGCAAAGGCGUUUUAUUCUUAUUUAAGUUUAUUUGGAUAGAAAAUACAAUCUCAUGUCUGGUGGUGGGGAUAUAUUGCUAAUAUUGUGCAGAAUAUGCUUGGAGUGCUAAAAUAUGCAAGUUAAAAGCUACUCUCACAAAUAUGCACAUUUAUAUUAAAAUGUACCAGGCUUACGUUUGACUCUAUAUGGCCUGUAGUACGUAAACAUUUACUCGUAGUUAAAAUUAUAAUUUGAAGGCACCCCUAUAAAGACGUCUAUAAAGACAUGGUUUGAUGAGUUUGGUUUGUAGGAACUUCAGCCCGUUGAACACCUUUGGGAUCAACUCAAACAUCAACUGGGAGGCUGGCCUUCUAAUUCAACAUAAGGCUGACCUCACGACUCCCACGUCUUGAACAGGGGCAUUUACAUAUUAAUGCCCAUGGUUUUGUAAUGGUCAGAUAUCCACAUGUUUAGCCAUACAGUGCAUUUACAUGCUUGCACUUGUAACUGCAUCUCCUAGUCAUUCUGUCUGAACAUCCUAAAGAUUUGUGUAGUUCAUGAAAUCAGUUUGAGGGUUUUACCUGUACACUACAAAGAUGCGGUCAUUCAGACAUGCCAAAAUUUUGGGUGGCAAUUUGGAAAUUAUUAACGUUUAUACUAGAAUUUGAAGAUUUGUUUCCUACUUCAAAUGUCCAAAGACAGUAAAGGACCUGACCAUCCCCUUGAAAUGGAAAUGGGCAUCAGCUAAAUGGUUUAAUGGUCCAUUCAGACCAAACCAGACUACAGUAAUACAUGAAUAAUUUGUGGAUCUGUAUUUGAAACUGUUCUUAUUUGUGUCCCAAAUAAAAAUCUUAAAUACAUUGAAAAUAUAAAAUCCAGGGGCUAGUAGCACAGAUUGGCCUACAUUUUGUUUUAGUUGUUUCUUAUAUAAAGCAAAAGCUAUGUUUCUAAUUAAUAGUACUUUUGGUCUCAAAUAGUUGAGCAAUGCAUUCAUUCAGAAAUGUAAUUAUCUGUUGUUAAUGAACAUUUUUUAUAAUGUUUAAAAAGCUUUGUUUUACCUAUUAUGGGUCAUUGGUUGGAUAUGCUUGCUCACUAUUUUGUCCUUUUUAUGUGAACUUUCUAUUUAUAGGAUUACUGUACAAAGAAAAUGUCAUAUAUAAAAUAUUGUAUUAAACAUCGUUUACUUGACUUACA
Trichomycterus rosablanca is the source of this 2809-nucleotide messenger RNA. It is a transcript of the gene yipf3, whose product is annotated as Yip1 domain family, member 3. Lineage: Eukaryota; Metazoa; Chordata; Actinopteri; Siluriformes; Trichomycteridae. The record is from RefSeq and is a predicted model, not a curated record. The transcript is spliced from 9 exons. Gene Ontology annotation, cellular component: Golgi apparatus. The coding region runs from base 153 to 1184 and encodes 343 amino acids.